AUGAUUGUUCUAAUCUUUUUAUUCUUAUUCAAUAUUCAUUUCUGUGAUGCUUUUAUUGUUGGCGGUUGUAUUGGUCCAAAAUCCGUAUUGGAAAGAUAUUUGAAUGACAAACAGAAAAUGAAUUUGAGGAAGAUGGUGCACAAUAAUUUUGAUGGAUCGAACUCUGAAAAGAUUCUGGAAAUGGCUAAUCGUUUUGUGUUUGGACAUGUUACAGAACAACAAUGGCACACAAUUGUUCCAGAACUUGCGGAAUAUCAAUCGAAAAAACAUGAAUGUUCGUUAUACGCUCAACUUCUACCCAAAACCCUCUAUCAACAACUUUUGGUGAGUGAAAUUUUCCUAAAAUUUUAUUUUCCCAAUUUGUAUUCUUCAUAGAAAUCAGUCCUCCGCGCAUCUGAAAUGGGUGCCUCAAAAUAUGAUGUGAAACGACUUGUAGAUGAUUAUGUUGAAAGAUUGGCAAAAGCUGGAGUUCUUCCAGAUGUUGUAGAAGAGCAAACUAGAAAUAUAGUAGUACCGGAAAGAAAUUCAGAUGGUUAUAGAAAUAUGCCACCAAAAAGACCGAAGAAACCAGUUAUGAAAAAAUUGAGUGUGUAAGUAUUUGGAAAAUACUAUUUUUGAAGAUAGAAGGAAAAAAUACGUGUAUAAUCAAAUUAGUUUCCAGGCACCCCAAACUAAUUUCAAGUGAGACCAAGAAUACAAAACCUGUCACAAGCUAUCCAGAAAGAGAGAUACCUGUGUUCCCAAUAGCCCGACCUUCUUCAUAUGAAUUAAAUCAGUAUGGUGGUUCAAGAAAUCGUGGUAGCAAUCAUAGAAAUCCUUCUCAAAGAUAUAACAACAAUAAUAUGAAUCAAAACUAUAACAUCAAUUAUAACAACAAUGAGAACUUUAAUAAUAACAACAACAAUAAUAAUCAAAUGCAUGAAUGUGAUUAUUAUGCCGGACCUUGUGCAACAUCAUUCUAA
Messenger RNA from Caenorhabditis angaria, 962 nucleotides. The record is from the annotation of a GenBank genome assembly. NCBI's taxonomy places the organism in Eukaryota, Metazoa, Nematoda, Chromadorea, Rhabditida, Rhabditidae.